Messenger RNA from Echinostoma caproni, 978 nucleotides. NCBI's taxonomy places the organism in Eukaryota, Metazoa, Platyhelminthes, Trematoda, Plagiorchiida, Echinostomatidae. The record is from the annotation of a GenBank genome assembly.
AUGACACAAAAGCCCGUCCCAGUUGUUGCCGGUAUAGUGUACAACGAUCCUAUGUACAUCGUCACUUUGAUCGCUCGUGGCCCAGCCACAGUGUUGCUCUUCUUCAUCACAUUCGUAGUGACCCUCAUUUUCGACGUGACUGGCGGUCUCUUGGUUGGCGUGAUCGGCUGUCUGUUGGCGUUAACAGAAAAGCAACGAAAUUUGGAGCUGGUUCCGUUGGUCCAUGUGCACGGGACCGAGAUCUUUUUGCCAGAUAAUCGUAAAUUCAAAACAACAGAGAAUGAAAACUUCGCUCCUGGCAAACAUUUAACACUGCCCUGUAUCAUGACAUUUCAACUGACGGGAGCUUUGAAUUUUGCCUCAGGCGAACAGUUGAAUGAAAAACUGAAGAAGUUGAUUAUACAACAACAGCACAAAGUCAAAGAUCAAAUUUUACGAAAGAAAUCCCUAAUGAAUCAUUUGGAUUCGGUGCGCAAAGCUGACGACAAAUCGGCGGAAAUGAUGCCAAACCAAGCGCUGAUGGAUGCUUCCGGACCGGAUUAUGUGUCGCCAACACCAUGUGUUCCGCCAACCCUAUGUGUGCCAUCAACCGCACGUGCGCCCCCAACUAUUUGUGAUGAGAUCUCAGCUGGUCGAGUGAGAAGGACAACCUCAUCCGGGAGCCAGAGGAGUUCGGAACAGAAUGGGCCCGUGAAUGACUCGCAUUGGUUGAAAUCGACCACCACGGAAAUGCUGGACGAAACUGAUGAUGGAUCGUGUGUUAGCAUUCUGACCUUGGAUAAACCGCAAUCUCCCGCGGUUUCGGGCGCGUGCAUUACAAUUGACGAGGAGAGCACACCGAAAGCAUUCCUGCUGAUCGAUAUUACCGGGAUGACCCACAUCGAUCCGACGGGGUUGGAAUUUUUACGAGAAUCCCACAAUGAGUUGUUCAAUGAACAUAUUUGUAUGGUCUACGCUGGAGGUGAGUGUUCUGAAUAG